This is a messenger RNA of Agrilus planipennis (emerald ash borer), 883 nucleotides long. Its product is annotated as integrator complex subunit 4-like. Gene Ontology annotation, cellular component: integrator complex. The annotation marks the transcript as partial. Gene Ontology annotation, biological process: snRNA processing. The record is from RefSeq and is a predicted model, not a curated record. The transcript is spliced from 3 exons. Lineage: Eukaryota; Metazoa; Arthropoda; Insecta; Coleoptera; Buprestidae.
AUAUUUAUUUUAAGGUGAAUUAUAUUUUAGAAAAUGACGGCUGUAUUAAAAAAGAGGGCUUUAGCAGAAUAUAGUCAUACGAUUCAAGAACCACCCUUACAAGUUCCAACCAAAAAGUUAAAAUUAAUAAAUAAACCAGCAGCCAGUAGCCCCGUAUUAGCGCUUAUUAGUUGUCUCGAAAGUUGUAAGAAUAGUAGAGAAGUCUUACGUACAUUGCUAAGGACAUCAGACAACUUUGAACUUUCUACCUCGGACAUUCCAGAAGUGUUGAAGAAGUUAAGUGAUCAUUUUAAAUUGGAAGCAGAAUCUGCUGUUAGAGUGAAAAUACUGUCACUUUUGUUGGAUAUUGGUAAAGAACCAAGUGCUGAUAUAAUAUCUAUCAUAGAUGAAGCAAUUAUGCUAAUAAAAAAUGAAGUUUCACAUAAGGUGAUUGCACAGGGCAUCAAUACUAUAUUAAAUUUAGGAAAACUAGUGACAGACAAUGUAUCAUUACAUUAUAAAUUGGUUGAAAUUGCUAAAAAUUACUUGAAAGAUGUUAGUCAUGCUGUUAAAUGCAAAUGUUUAGAAACAAUUGGAGUUUUAAUACCAGUUUGUACUGGAAAUGAAGCUGAUAAAAUAUUAGAAUUGGUUUCAUCAUAUUUUGAUAAUGAAGAUGCACGAGUUAGAAGCCAGGCAUUUUCUACCACCAUUGCAUUACAUGAAAGGGGUAUCAAAAUUAAUCCAAAUGUUUAUAAAGAUGUGUGUAACUGUUUAAAAGAUGAUUAUGAAAUUGUAAGAAAAGUUGUACUCAAAUUGGUUUGGUUGCUUGGUAUUACAUAUCCUGAAAUUGUUGUAACAUUACAAGACAGUGAACAGGAAAUUAGACUCAUUGAUGAUGCUUUCG